AUGAAUUCCUUUUCAUCUGAGCUUGGCCUUCAGUUUGGAAGUACUCUGGAAGCUCCUCAUGUCAUUGAUGUUUGGCCUACUAUUAUUUCUACUGGCCCUGGUAAUGUGCCAUUGAAUGCAAGUUAUAAGACAGCAGGUGAAUAUGCUUCCCAGAAGAAAUUUUCAGAAGUGUGCCAGGUGGGUGCCUUGUGUUUUUCCCAAGUUACAAGUAAAUGGGGAAGUUAUGCAAGCGUUGGCGUGAAACAGGACAACGAGCCGGGUGGAGGAGAGCAGGAGGAAUUUGAGUUUGUACUGAAGAGUUAUUAUGAUUCAAUUAGUUGGGGCAAAAAGCCUGUUUUUGGCAGAAUUAAAGGAGCUAACAAGAAAUUAACACAAAGUAGCUUCACUGCAGUCAAGUGUGCCCAAAAGAAUAACAUUGAUGGAGCUGCCUUACUGGCUGUGUGCCGGGGAAAGGUUUCUGAAGGAAUCGACUUCACAGAUGACAAUGCUCGGGCAGUGAUAAUUGUGGGAAUUCCAUUUCCCAACAUGAAUGAUAUUAAGGUUUCCUUAAAGAAGAAAUACAAUGAUGCAUAUAAGUCAUCCAAGGGCUUUUUGAGUGGAAAUGAAUGGUACUGUCAUCAGGCUUUCCGAGCUUUAAAUCAAGCUGCAGGACGUUGUAUACGACAUAGAUUUGAUUAUGGAGCUGUCAUCAUAUUAGAUGAACGUUAUCAGGUAGGAAGAAAUACAGCAUAUGUGUCAAAGUGGCUUAAGAAAUCGAUGAGACAGUAUGAAAGCUUCAACACGUCAAUGGAGGAAUUAAAAUCCUUUUUCAGCAGUGUCAAGAGUUCUGACACUAGAGAGAGUCAUUCUUUCUUUGAGAAAUCAGAGUUUGAAUAAAGCUGAUCAUGAGGGACAGACAAAAACUUAUGAAGGCAGGCACGAUUCUCUACUGACAUCUCAAGGUGGUGUUGAUGCUGAACCUAGCAAGGACUUUAUCAGUAUUGAAUCUACUUCGCAGAAAGAUUU
This is a messenger RNA of Argentina anserina (silverweed cinquefoil), 1005 nucleotides long. RefSeq lists its product as uncharacterized. The record is from RefSeq and is a predicted model, not a curated record. Lineage: Eukaryota; Viridiplantae; Streptophyta; Magnoliopsida; Rosales; Rosaceae. Gene Ontology annotation, biological process: nucleotide-excision repair; double-strand break repair involved in meiotic recombination. The transcript has 10 exons. Gene Ontology annotation, molecular function: DNA helicase activity; nucleic acid binding; ATP binding. Gene Ontology annotation, cellular component: nucleus. Bases 1 to 876 code for a protein of 291 amino acids.